Molecule: messenger RNA, 2481 nt
Organism: Microthlaspi erraticum
Lineage: Eukaryota; Viridiplantae; Streptophyta; Magnoliopsida; Brassicales; Brassicaceae
Source: the annotation of a GenBank genome assembly
AUGGAUAUAAGUAACGAGGCUAAUGUUGAUCCGUUCUCAAUCGGGCCAACGUCUCUCAUGGGUCGAACCAUCGCCUUCAGAGUCUUGUUCUGCAAAUCAAUGGUACAGCUCAGGCGUGACCUCUUUCGCUUCUUGCUGCAUUGGUUCCUUAGGUUUAAGCUGACCGUAUCACCGUUUGUCUCCUGGUUUCACCCCCGGAACCCACAAGGGAUCCUAGCAGUCGUCACGAUCAUCGCCUUCGUGCUGAAACGUUACACUAACGUGAAGAUGAAGGCGGAGAUGGCUUACCGGAGGAAGUUCUGGAGGAACAUGAUGCGCACGGCUCUGACUUACGAGGAGUGGGCUCACGCUGCUAAGAUGCUUGAGAAGGAGACACCGAAGAUGAACGAAUCUGAUCUCUACGAUGAAGAAUUGGUCAAGAACAAGCUUCAGGAGCUUCGUCAUCGUCGCCAGGAAGGUUCACUUAGAGAUAUCAUGUUUUGUAUGAGAGCUGAUCUUGUGAGGAAUCUCGGUAACAUGUGUAACUCUGAGCUUCAUAAAGGUAGACUUCAAGUUCCUAGACAUAUCAAAGAGUACAUCGAUGAGGUCUCUACUCAGUUGAGAAUGGUAUGCAACUCUGACUCGGAGGAGCUUUCUUUAGAAGAGAAGCUUUCCUUUAUGCAUGAAACACGGCAUGCCUUUGGUCGCACGGCUUUGCUUCUGAGCGGUGGUGCUUCUCUCGGUGCGUUUCAUGUAGGUGUGGUGAGGACUUUGGUUGAGCAUAAGCUUCUGCCUCGGAUAAUAGCAGGGUCUAGUGUUGGUUCCAUAAUCUGCGCUGUUGUCGCCUCAAGGUCUUGGCCAGAGCUGCAGAGCUUCUUUGAGAAUUCUUUGCAUUCUUUACAGUUCUUUGAUCAGCUCGGAGGUGUUUUCUCAAUCGUGAAGCGUGUGAUGAUACAAGGCGCUCUACACGAUAUCAGGCAGUUGCAGUGUAUGCUUAGGAACCUCACUUGCAAUCUCACAUUCCAAGAAGCUUAUGAUAUGACGGGAAGGAUACUCGGGAUAACGGUUUGCUCCCCGAGAAAGCACGAGCCGCCUCGGUGUCUUAACUAUUUGACAUCGCCUCACGUGGUGAUAUGGAGCGCAGUGACUGCUUCUUGUGCUUUUCCGGGUCUCUUUGAAGCUCAGGAGCUAAUGGCUAAAGAUCGAAGUGGAGAGAUUGUGCCGUACCAUCCACCAUUCAAUUUGGAUCCAGAGGAAGGCACUAAAUCAUCUGUACGACGGUGGAGGGAUGGUAGUCUGGAGGUUGAUUUACCGAUGAUGCAGCUUAAGGAGCUGUUUAAUGUCAAUCAUUUCAUUGUGAGCCAAGCCAAUCCUCACAUUGCACCGUUACUGCGUCUAAAGGACAUAGUUCGAGCUUACGGUGGUAGAUUUGCAGCAAAGCUUGCGCAUCUAGUGGAGAUGGAGGUUAAACAUAGAUGCAACCAGGUGUUAGAGCUUGGUUUUCCACUCGGUGGACUUGCAAAGCUUUUUGCUCAGGAGUGGGAAGGUGAUGUAACAGUUGUAAUGCCUGCUACUCUUGCUCAGUACUCGAAGAUCAUACAAAAUCCGACUCAUGUGGAGCUUCAGAAAGCGGCUAACCAAGGGAGGAGAUGCACUUGGGAGAAGCUUUCAGCGAUAAAAGCAAACUGUGGGAUAGAGCUUGCGCUUGAUGAGUGUGUAGCCAUUCUGAACCAUAUGCGCAGGCUCAAGAGAAGCGCGGAGAGAGCUGCUACUGGUGGAACGUCAUCGUCUCAUCACGGAUUAUCUUCAACCACCAGGUUUAAUGCUUCUAGGAGAAUCCCGUCUUGGAACGUCAUUGCUCGAGAGAACUCUACAGGCUCUCUUGAUGAUCUAGUUGCUGACAGUAACCUGCACGCGUCUUCGGGCAGGAAUCUGAGCGAUAGUGAGACAGAGAGCGUGGAUUUGAGUUCUUGGACAAGAACUGGUGGACCUUUGAUGAGAACAGCGUCUGCUAAUAAGUUUAUUGAUUUCGUUCAGGGUCUAGAUAUCGACAUUGCAUUGACGAGAGGGUUUAGUAGCAGUCCGAAUUCCCCAGCGGUUGCUGGUCCGUUUAGUCCAAUCUUUAGUCCGAACUCGAGAUCAAUGGCGGCUCAUUCGGAGGGCGGGUUUGAGAAGAUGGAAUCUAACAACAUGUCAAGCAUAACAGUUACUGAAGGAGAUCUGUUACAGACUGAGAGAACAAGUAACGGGUUUGUGUUAAACGUGGUUAAAAGAGAGAACUUGGGAGGGAUGUCAUCAAGUGGGAGUCAGAAUGUUGAGUUACCGGAGAGUGUACAGCUCGAUAUACCGGAGAAGGAGAUGGAUGAUAGCUCUGUAUCAGAACAUGAAGUAGACGAAGAAGAUGAUGAUGAAAAAGAAGAAGAAGGUCAUCAGAAGAUUGUUUGCUCACAAGGUUCAGUAGGAUUACAAGAACCGGUGUCUGGUAGUGUUAGAGAUGAUUAG